Molecule: messenger RNA, 496 nt
Organism: Anolis sagrei ordinatus
Lineage: Eukaryota; Metazoa; Chordata; Lepidosauria; Squamata; Anolidae
Source: RefSeq, a predicted model, not a curated record
GGCAGAGAACUAUAAAGAGUCUUGCUAUGGCUGUUUUGGAGUAUUGGUCACCUGCUGAGCAGCCCCUGAGGAAGCAGAGUUGACUCAUCAUGUUGGCUUCCGCAUUGAAAUUUCAUCCACAUCAGCAAUCCUCUUGGCCAAAAGCUUCAAAACUGAUUACAGUCUAUAUCUUGGUGUUGUUACUCUCAGUCAGCUUCACUGCAGGGCAAAGAAAAGUCUUCAAUCAUCAAAUUGACAACAGAAGUCCUGAGAUUGAUCCAUUUUGGUAUGUGGGACGUGGAGUUCGACCUAUUGGUCGGUUUGGGAAAAGACAGCUGAAGAACAGCCAAAGAUCUAGGAACAGCAUCUUGGAUCUACUAUUGACUGCUUUACAGGACCAAGAAGCAUUGGACGCAGAAGAGAAUGGCUGGUGAUCUUGUUCCUGUCUGCUAUGCUUGCUAUAAAAUAUCUUAUUCUCUGUAUUGAGUGCCAUCACAUUUCAUUCUCAUACUCCCCA